Molecule: messenger RNA, 684 nt
Organism: Salvia splendens (bonfire salvia)
Lineage: Eukaryota; Viridiplantae; Streptophyta; Magnoliopsida; Lamiales; Lamiaceae
Exons: 2
Coding region: 1-684 (227 amino acids)
Biological process (GO): shoot system development; root development
Source: RefSeq, a predicted model, not a curated record
AUGGCUCUUCAUCACGGCCGCUCUCUUAGUUUCCCAUCUUCAUCCCAUCCUGCUGUUUCACAGUUCAAUGACAACUUAUCCAGAUUGAGGUCAUCAGAAGCUACUUGUUCAUCGCUCUCAUCAUUCAAUGGAAAAAUAAAUGGCCUGAGAAACUUGGAUGAGAGCAUUGACGAUUUGCUUCUUUUGUCUCACAUUCAACAGAUUGUUUCGGAGGAAUGUGUGGAUGAUUACAUUAAGCUAUUGGAUGCUUGCAGUUCAGUUACAGAUGUCGUCUCUUUUGCAAAGGAAGAUUUUAGAGAUCUUCUGUCUUCAAUAAGGAGAAAGGAUGUUCAAGGCAUCAAUGCCUACCUUGCUUCCCGAAAUAAGUCGAAGAAAAUGAUACAAGAUGCAGAGUCUGUUGCCAUUUCCACGCUCGAGUCUCUGUUGUCCUACGUGUUGGGAACCAAGGUGCACGAAAGCAAGAGAUCCUUGCUGUCAAAGCUGAUGCAUUCAAAGAAAGUAUCCGCUGACAAAAAUGAGUUCAACAAGGUGGAAUCAUUCUUGCAACUGAACCAAGAAAGCGAGCUCGUGAAUCACAUAAAAGAGAUGGAUUCAGACAUUCAAGUUGUUAAAGAAGAUCUCGAAUCAAUCUUCAGGCAGUUGAUCAAAACCAGAGUUUCCCUUCUCAACAUUCUCAACAAUUAG